GUUUUCAAAGAUGUGAUGAAGAAGGGGAAGCUAACAUAAAUGGAAUUGCUCCAACUUGCAUAUAGUACAUAUCAACAUAUACUGCCACUGAGAUCAUCUCAAUCAUCAAUUCUUAAGUGGAUUUUGAUCUUUCACCACAUGAGAUCAAAUUAAUAACAUGGUGGCACAAAGUAUUGUCAUUUUAUCUUUAUUAAUAACAUAUGCAUUAUCUGCACCAACUGGAUGCAUAGAAUCUUGUAUUUCUUACGUUAAACAAUAUCAAACACAAACUUCUGGUGGUUUGUCACAAACCGCAUCACAUUUACAAGGCCUUGACUAUUCAAAACCUGGCACAUGGUCUGAACAUAACGACUAUGAUAUAGACAAUGGACAUGGAAAAGUGCAUGAAGAACGUGGUCAAUAUGUCACAGGUCCCAAAACAGUAAGAUAUUAUAGGAAAAAUUCUUCUUCUUCUUACAGUACAAUAUAUCCUAAUGGCGAAAUAUUAUCAGAUUUUGAAUAUCAGAAUAAUAGACAUGGUAUACAUUUACCCAAUACUCAAGAAGUUUUUAAUUCUCACAACACUUACAAUCAAAUGGGUAAUUCUGAAUCGGUUGCACAACAUAAGUAUAAUAAAAUACAGAGUCAACAACAUACUCGAUCAUCAUACACUAAAGGUGAAAGACUUGAAGAUCUUGGAGAAUACAGUGGAAGAUCACAAGUGAUUCCGCAAAGUACAUCUAACUUGAAUACACAAAUUUCGCAAGAACCUUAUCAUUUUAAUGGACAGCAUGGAAAUUGGAGUACAGCAGAUUCUUAUAAAACUGAUGGAGGACGUGGCCAUGUAUUUGAAGAAGAAGGUCAAUAUGUAUCAGGACCUCAAAAGGUUCGUUAUUAUAAAAGGAAUUAUACUUCUAGUUACAGUUCAUCUGAUGGAAUUCCUAUUCCUAAAAUCACAAAAAUUGGAAUGCACGAUGUACACCAAAAACUAGAGAAAAUUGAAAAAGAAAUAGGGCAAGAAUUCAAACAUAUUUCUACAGCAGAGGCUGUGGGAUCCACCAACAUUGGACAGGCACAUGUUAAUACACAUGAUUUCUCUAUUGAUAACAUGCAUAAUAUAAACAAUAAUAAUUAUAGAAGACAACAUAACCACAGGAACAGUUUAUCUACAACACAUAAUGAAGAACAGCAUUCCUCAGACAUUAGAAAUGAACAUUUACCUUAUAGGAAUCCUUACCAAAAUACUUAUGGUGCAAACAGCUACAGUACAUAUGAAAGACAUGAAGAAUAUGCACAAAAACUUCAACCAACUAGUCAACUUAUUAAUCCAACAUCAGGAUAUACUAGUGUACUCAAUACUGGAAACAGUGGUUAUAAUAGGAAUAUAUAUAGUGGAUCAACUUCACAACAGCAAACAGAUAAUUAUCAGCAGGCAGAAAUGUUAGAUGCACAUCAAUCUAGACAAAUCGCACAGACCCAAACGUUUCUUGACAAUUUGAGGAACAAUGCACAAAGUCAAAGUAGCAGGAUCCAAUCAGGCAUGCAAGGUGUAUCUCACUACAAAGAACAUUGGAAUGCUAGUCAUACAAAAGAAAUAUCCAUACCACAGCAUACCACAGACAUUUCACAUAUGAACCAGCACAGUCUCCAAUAUAAUGAUAAUCAGUAUGACAACAGACAUAAAUUACAUCAAGGAAUACAACAACAAGAUAGUUAUUUACAUCAAUUCAAAGAAGGUGGCUUUACUGAUGGUAAAAAAAUGUUAGACAAAUUAAUAUCUGGUGUAGAUACUGUGGACUGUGAUUAUAAUUCACAAUAUACACAAAGUGCCUCCCAAUAUUCAAGAAAAUAUAAGCGUCAUGCAAAGUAUGGUAAACAAGAUGAAGUGCAACAAACACAAGGUAAAUACAUCAAUGAUGAUCUUACUCAACAAACUUCUGGAAAACUUGAGUUUGGUCAGGAUUUGCAACAAUCUUAUCAACCUUGGAAACCACAGGGUGCCGAUCAACAAUUAGGAGAUUUUACACAGAAAACAGGGGAAUCCGAUGAUCUUACUCAACAGACCUCUGGAAAACUUGAGUUUGGUCAGGAUUCGCAACAAUCUUAUCAACCGUGGAAACCACAGGGUGUUGAUCAACAAUUGGGAGAUUUUACACAGAAAACAGGGGAAUCCGAUGAUCUUACUCAACAGACCUCUGGAAAACUUGAGUUUGGUCAGGAUUCGCAACAAUCUUAUCAACCGUGGAAACCACAGGGUGCCGAUCAACAAUCAGGAGAUUUUACACAGAAAACAGGGGAAUCCGAUGAUCUUACUCAACAGACCUCUGGAAAACUUGAGUUUGGUCAGGAUUCGCAACAAUCUUAUCAACCAUGGAAACCACAGGGUGCCGAUCAACAAUUAGGAGAUUUUACACAGAAAACAGGGGAAUCCGAUGAUCUUACUCAACAGACCUCUGGAAAACUUGAGUUUGGUCAGGAUUCGCAACAAUCUUAUCAACCGUGGAAACCACAGGGUGCCGAUCAACAAUUGGGAGAUUUUACACAGAAAACAGGGGAAUCAGAUGAUCUUACUCAACAGACCUCUGGAAAACUUGAGUUUGGUCAGGAUUCGCAACAAUCUUAUCAACCAUGGAAACGAUAUAGUGUCAAUCAUCACAUAGAAGAUCUUACACAGAAAGCAGGAAGAUCUGAUGACUUUACUGAACGAACUUCUGAAAAACUUAAAUUAGACCACGAAUCACAACAAUCCCAUAAACCUUGGAAUCUACACAAUACAAUUCAGCAAUUAGAAGAUCUUAUUCAAAAAACAAAGGAAUCUGACGACCUUACACAGCAAAUUCCUGGAAAUAAAGAAUUUGAUAAAAAAUUACAAAAAUCAGACAAACCAUGGAAUAUAUACAGUACAAUCCAACAAUUAGAAGACUUUAUUCAAAAAACUAGGGAAUCUGAUGACUUCACUCAACAAACAUUUGGAAAUCUUGAAUUUGACCAGGAAUCACAAAAAUCAGACAAAUCAUUGAAUAUAUACAGUACAAUACAACAGUUAGAAGACCUUAUACAAAAAACCAGGGAAUCUGAUGAUUUCACUCAACAAAUAUCUGGAAAACUUGAAUUUAGUCAACAAUCACAACAGUCUCAAAAAACGUGGAAUCUACAUGAUACUAUUCAACAAUUGGAAGAUCUUAUUCAAAAAACAAGGGAAUCUAAUGACCCUACCUUACAAUCAUCUGAGAAAGCCGAAUUUGGCCAAAACUCACAGCAAACUCAUCAAUCUUGGAAACCACAGAGUGCAAGUCAACAAUUAGAAGAUUUUACACAGAAAACAGGGAAAUUUGAUGAUUUUAGUCAACAAACUUCUGGAAAACUUGAGUUUGGUCAGGAUUCGCAACAAUCUUUUCAACCUUGGAAGCCAGAGAGCACAAGCCAACAAUUAGGAGAUUUUACACAGAAAACAGAGGAAUCUGAUGAUCUUACUCAACAAACUUCUGGAAAACUUGAGUUUGGUCAGGAUUCGCAACAAUCUUUUCAACCUUGGAAGCCAGAGAGCGCAAGUCAGCAAUCAGAAGAUUUUGUGCAGAAAACAAGGGAAUUUGAUGAUCUCACUCAACAAACCUCAGGAAAACUUGAGUUUGGUCAGGGUUCACAACAAUCUUUUCAACCUUGGAAGCCAGAGACUGCGAGUCAACAAUUAGAUUUUACACAGAAAACAGGGGAAUCUGAUGAUCUCACUCAACAAACCUCAGGAAAACUUGAGUUUGGUCAGGAUUCGCAACAAUCUUUUCAACCUUGGAAGCCAGAGACUGCGAGUCAACAAUUAGAAGAUUUUACACAGAAAACAGGGGAAUCUGAUGAUCUCACUCAACAAACCUCAGGAAAACUUGAGUUUGGUCAGGAUUCGCAACAAUCUUUUCAACCUUGGAAGCCAGAGACCGUGAGUCAGCAAUUAGAAGAAUUUACACAGAAAACGGGGAAAUUUGAUGAUCUCACUCAACAGACAUCUGGAAAUCUUGAGUUUGGUCAGGAUUCGCAACAAUCUUAUCAACCUUGGAAAUCACAGGGUGCCGAUCAACAAUUAGGAGAUUUUACACAGAAAACAGGAGAAUCCGAUGAUCUUACUCAACAGACUUCUGAAAAAUUUGAGUUUGGUCAGGAAUCAGAGCAAUCCUUUCCAACCUGGCAGCCUAAUGUGAGAGAUCAGAAGUGGGGCCAUUUGACACAGCAAACUAAUGCACAACCAGAAAAUGAUUUGCCGAAGCCUGCAGAAAAACCCAAACCAAGAUCGAGAUAUUCAAGGCGUGGGUCAACAGUUAAUACACAUGUAUCAAAUCAAGAUAUGUAUAAUAUUAAUAAUCAGAAUAAUUUGAACCUUAAUGCUGGAGAUACGGAUGCACCAAAUAUUUAUGAAUUACCUCCACAAGUGAAUAUAGAAGGUGAUAAAGAUAAUAUUAGGAGACAAAGUACUAGAGGGGAUCAAGGACAAGAUAAAGAUGUUUCUAAGAAGUUAAGUCAACAAGUUGGAAGUAGUGGAUAUGAUGUUGAAGGAGGAAAUGUAGACCAAGUAAAUUGGUUACACAAAUCGAAUGAUGCAACUGUAGGCUUGCAAUGGCAUUAUACAUAUCAUCCAAGCGAUCAAAGACAAUUUGUACAACAAACAGAUCAGAAGAAUAAGGAAGAUUUGCAGCAGCGAUCAAUACAAACACAAUUUUCUAAUUUACAACAAAAUCCAAAGCAAGAAGAACAAAUUAAAUAUAUAGUUGAUAAUUCAGAUCAGCAGGAAUCACAUUGGCAACCUCAGAACUUUGCAACUGAACUAGGAAUUAAAUCUGUGAGAAAACCAUUUCGUUAUAUUCAGCAUGGUAAUAAAUUGAUGUCUGAUCAACAAAUAAGAGAAAAUGAAAAUUUACAGAAGCAUGUAGAAACUGCUUCAUCUGAACCUAAGCUGCAGCCAAGAAUUUUGGAAGUUUAUGGAGGUGGACAAUAUGAUCCAGCACAUAGCGGAGAUAUAUAUUCUGGAGUGACAAUAAACCCUAGUGCUACACUACCACCUACAAGUAAUACGGAUCCAUGGGAUAUUCGAGAAAAACCAGAAAUAGUGGUAACAACAACAGAAUUGACAAUGCCGCCAUUACCUGUAGAACCUUUAAAUACAAAUGAUACUACUGAACCACCACGUCCAUCGUCUCUUUGGACAAGAAUUGGCCACAAAAUUACAACUACUUUUGAUAAAGCCAAAGAAAAGGCUAGAAAUAUUUUUGGAUAAACAUAACUUUCAAUUUUUUUAAUUGACAUUUAUUUAUAUGUAAUUUUUAAUAUAUAUAGGUUCUUGAUAUAAGCUUCUAAUACAUGUAAGAUUUAUUAAAUAAAGUUUAUUUAUCAGUGUUAUAACGUA
Molecule: messenger RNA, 5368 nt
Organism: Bombus pascuorum
Lineage: Eukaryota; Metazoa; Arthropoda; Insecta; Hymenoptera; Apidae
Exons: 2
Coding region: 158-5239 (1693 amino acids)
Source: RefSeq, a predicted model, not a curated record